CACCCACCGCCCCGCCCUCACAGGCCCCGCCCCCUGCGCGGUCCUCUAACCCCCGGCGGCUCCUGCUGACUUCGGCGGUGGCGGCGGCGGCGCAGGAACGAUGGCGCUCGCGGCAGUGUGCUUGGCGCUGCUGCUCCUGGGGGGGGACUUCGCAGCCUCUGUGGAGCGAAGAUACGAAGGGCCUAGACCAGCAAAAUGUGACCGGUACCAGUUACCAGGGUGUCCCAAGAACCUGGACCCCGUGUGUGGGAGCGACUUGACCACUUAUGGCAAUGAGUGUCUCCUGUGCCUGAAGAUCUGGGAGAGUGGACGGGACAUUAAAGUCAUCCAAGAGGAGCCGUGCUGAACAGACCGGGACCAAGAUUUCCCAUCUUGCAGAUGGACCCCCCCCUUCAGUAUUGUUUUGCAAGAGAUUUGUUACUCUGUCUAACAGAGAGACAUGGAGGAGAAUUUAGUAGAAAAUCUGUGUUUCUUACUUUUACCCUUGUGCAUUGCUUUUAUUUAGCUGGAAUAAAAACAGCAUAAAUUCA
Cavia porcellus (domestic guinea pig) is the source of this 530-nucleotide messenger RNA. RefSeq names its product serine protease inhibitor Kazal-type 2-like. Gene Ontology annotation, molecular function: serine-type endopeptidase inhibitor activity; protein binding. NCBI's taxonomy places the organism in Eukaryota, Metazoa, Chordata, Mammalia, Rodentia, Caviidae. The coding region runs from base 101 to 346 and encodes 81 amino acids. Gene Ontology annotation, biological process: spermatid development; negative regulation of serine-type endopeptidase activity. The record is from RefSeq and is a predicted model, not a curated record. The transcript has 4 exons.